AUGGUUCUAGGCAAAUUUACUGGAUCUGUUGAAGGUUUAGUCUUCCAGUCGAUGAGCAUAUCUACAAUUUCAGAGCUGUUGAGUAAACAACACUGGUCAGAGCUCAAACCCCUUUUUAGAACAACCAAACCUGCAAUAUUCCUUGACCAAUUGUUCAACGCGGGUGUUGAUUCAGAGCUUGUUUUAAGGUUCUUUCAGUGGUCUCAGAAAGAGUUCAGGAUUUCAUAUGGUCUUGAAACUACUGGCAAAGUCGUACAUCUUCUAGCAAAUUCAAAAAGGUACUCUAAAGUCAGGUCCUUUUUGGAUAAACUUGUGAAGAAUGAGAACCAUACAGAUUCUUCACUUUUUCACUCUCUUUUGUUGGGUGGUGACCGACCUUGUGCAAAUGCUCUAAUAAUUGAUAUGUUGAUCCUAGCAUAUGUGAGAAAUUUAAAAAUCCGCUGUGCUUUUGAAACGUUUAGGCAAUCUCAAUAUUAUGGAUAUAAGUUAUCACUGAAUUCGUGCAAUCCGUUGUUGAGUGGAUUGGUGAAGGAAAACGAAACAGGAGAAAUGGAAUACGUGUACAAGGAAAUGGUAAAGAGGAGAAUUCAGCCUAACUUGACAACAUUUAAUAUUCUCAUCAAUGGUCUCUGUAAAGCUGGUAAACUAGCUAAGGCAGAGGAUGUCAUUGAAGACAUCAAAGCCUGGGGUUUUUUCCCAAAUGUAGUGACUUAUAACACACUGAUUGAUGGGCAUUGCAAGAAGGGCAGUGCUGGAAAAAUGUACAGAGCUGAUGCCAUUUUGAAGGAAAUGCUUGCUAAUAAAAUUUGUCCGAAUGAGAUCACCUUUAAUUCUCUUAUUGAUGGUUUUUGUAAGGAUGAGAAUGUGUUGGCUGCAAAAAAGGCUUUAGAAGAGAUGCAAAGGCUGGGACUACAACCUAAUUUAGUUACAUAUAACUCACUGAUAAAUGGUUUAUGUAAUAAUGGGAAGCUAGAUGAAGCUAUUGCUUUGUGGGAUAAGAUGGUUGGCUUGGGUUUGAAGCCGAAUAUUGUUACCUAUAAUGCUCUAAUUAAUGGGUUUUGCAAGAAGAAGAUGAUGAAGGAAGCAAGAAAACUCUUAGAUGAUAUAGCUAAACAAGGUUUGGUCCCCAAUGCAAUAACAUUCAAUACAUUGAUUGAUACACUCUGCAAAGACGGGAUGAUGGAAGAAGCAUUUGCACUGCAUAAAUCGAUGCUAGAUGAAGGGAUUUGUCCAAAUGUUUCAACCUAUAAUUGUUUAAUUGCAGGCUUAUGCAGGAACCAGAACUCAAGAGCUGCAAAGUAUCUUCUCAAUGAAAUGCAGGCCUAUGGCCUUAAAGCUGAUAUUAUAACAUGUAACAUCUUAAUAGAUAAAUGGUGCAAAGACAGUGAAUCAAGUAAGGCAGAAAAAUUACUUGGCGAAAUGCUCAACGUUGGUGUCAAACCUAAUCAUGUAACAUAUAAUACUUUGAUGGAUGGAUAUUGCAUGGAGGGAAAUCUGAAGGCAGCAUUGAAGGUAAGGAGCCGGAUGGAGAAAGAAGGGAAGCGGGCAAAUGUUGUUACAUAUAAUGUGCUGAUUAAAGGAUUUUGUAGAACAGGCAAGCUAGAGGAUGCAAAUAGGCUUCUUAAUGAGAUGUUGGAAAAGGGUUUGAAUCCGAAUCGAACUACCUACGAUAUAGUAAGACUUGAAAUGUUGGAGAAAGGUUUUGCUCCAGACAUAGAAGGGCACUUCUGCAUGUCAUAG
Molecule: messenger RNA, 1740 nt
Organism: Sphenostylis stenocarpa
Lineage: Eukaryota; Viridiplantae; Streptophyta; Magnoliopsida; Fabales; Fabaceae
Source: the annotation of a GenBank genome assembly